This is a messenger RNA of Microstroma glucosiphilum, 2800 nucleotides long. RefSeq lists its product as hypothetical. Bases 99 to 2570 code for a protein of 823 amino acids. The record is from RefSeq and is a predicted model, not a curated record. Gene Ontology annotation, cellular component: transcription factor TFIIIC complex. Lineage: Eukaryota; Fungi; Basidiomycota; Exobasidiomycetes; Microstromatales; Microstromataceae. Gene Ontology annotation, biological process: transcription initiation at RNA polymerase III promoter. The transcript has 3 exons.
UACUGUACCAUCAUUCAGCAUUGUGGCCAGUCGAGACUCCACUAAUGGAGGUAGACAGCGAGGCGGGUCCUUCUUCGCGGCCCUCGACUACCAGUUGGAUGCCACCUCUGUCUCCUUCGCCCCCAGCUGACGCACGACGCGCCAGCCCUACCAACCCCGGCCCGGCCCUGGCUCCCAUCCAAGAGCUACCCCGCACCACCUUUCUCCACCUCGAAUACCCAGGCAUCGUCGACUCAACUGUCCCCGCACUCCACACUGCGCUCGAAACUCUCUCCCCAAAUCAGCCUCCGUAUGCCAAUGUGGGCUCAACGCUGGCUCACCUGGGACGGCUGGUGAGCCAUAAUGGUCAGGUCAUAGAGUGUAGGUUGGGCACUGGCGCCGGAGGAGGAACCGGCGCAGAGAGGACCACUACAGAGGUCUAUCGGCAUCCACUUGUGGGAGUAUUGGUGAACACGCACGAUAUAGUUGCUGUAGUCAGGAGAAGAGUCUGGCGCAAGAAGAGGAAAGCAGGUAGCGCGGCCCCUGAUGGCACAAGCACAGAGACCAGUAGAGGACCGGCUCAAGAGGAAGUCAAAGAGUACAGCAUCGAAGCGCUCGGGCUGGCUAAGCUCACGGCGAGGUGGAGGAAGAUGGCAGAUUUUGCUUAUGAGCCAGAUCUUGCUGGGCCUGGUCGAGAGCAAGAGGAGCCUUUGAUCGAUGUACCUGCUGCACUACGCAAAAAGAGUGCAACUCCCUCUCCUGCCCCCCUGUCCGAGGCUGGGCAAGACGAGGUCAUGGCAAACGGGGAUGGUCCAGAGGAUACUGCUGCUCCAGAGUCAUUCGAAACAACACACAGUGUGGCCAAGCGCGAGGUAGAGCGAGGGGGACUACUGGCAGUGCACGACGCUAUGGCUCGUAUGGAUGUAUCCUCGCUCCGAUCGUUCAUCAUGCCUGAAGAGAAGGAAGACUAUCAGAUUGGUGUAGUCGACGAGAGUACGGGAGAGAAGUUUAUGCGUAGCAACCUAAGGCUGCCGCCUCCCCCUCGAUUCUCCAGCAUCGAGAUCCCCGUUCACUACACCUAUCGCCAGCCAGCUUCUUCCAGCAAGCAGCCUUACGAGAGGCGCCUGCCAGAUGGUAGUGUGAUGACGGCUGAGCGAUGGUCCAAUGCCAACAGAUGGCAAGGUAUUGCUCCCAUACCCUGGUCAGUCUACUCUAGAGCGCCGAUUCCGAAAGCUCCACCCAAACCUGCAUUGAGCAAAGAGGCCACUUGCAAUCAGCAAAUGCUGCUGAGGCUCCGAAACCUCAUGGAAGAGAGACCCGUCUGGACGCGAGUGGCUCUGCUGAACCAAUUGGCCAGCGAUGAGGAGAGGACAUUUGUCAACUACUCGAAGGAGUAUCUAUCCCUUGUGGCCUACACAAUUACGGAUGGCGCUUGGAAAGAUACUCUGGUUAGAUUCGGAUAUGAUGUGCGGGACAGCUCCGAGUCAAGAAUCUAUCAAAAACUCACCUUUCAGGCCAACCUCAAUCGAUCUGACCGAGGCCGUGGGCAAUUCAGCGCUGCGUAUGGCGGGGCCCACUUGAGUGGAGCAGGAGCAAAGGCGGUGCGCAGGGCUCAAGCUCGAGACGAGCAAGAAGGCGACGAUAACGCUGCGGUUGUGCCUGCCUCUGCUGACAGGGAAGAUGAUCGCAUGGACGACGACGCAUCUGGGUCAGGAGGCGCCGCUGCUGCUGCCGCCGACCAAAGUACAGCGAAUAUCAAGCAAGAAGAGUCGGGACCUCUUCGCACGCACAGAUUCAACGGCCAAGAAUUCCAUCGUCUGCAAAGUUCCUUCCAGCUCAUUGACAUCUCCGAUCCUGUCGCCUUACCCUUUAUCAAUGCUUCUGGUCCUGCCGACCUUCUGGACUCGCCACAUCCAGAGACGGGUUGGUACAGCAGUGAUGCUCUAGAGAGGAUCAAGUCGGCCGUGGGUCAGCGCUUCCACCACCUUGUGGAAUUUGGCGUCCCAAAGGACGAAGGCGAGACGAGGGAUGAGGUGCGACGCAAUGAUGAGAAGAGGGUAAAGAUGAAGGAGAGGGCAAGGAUGAGGGAGAGGGCUUUGCUGGAUUUGGAUAGGGAAGAGGAGCAGAGAGGCCUUCAACAAGAAGGGAGCGAGGAGCGUGAGCUCAGCCCUGUGAGGGGAGGGGAGGUCUCUCCUUCCUCUGCGGCUAUAGGACGUACCUCGGGGUCGCCAGAGGGUCAACGUCGUAUGUCUCCUGCUUCCUCUGGCAGAGGCAGCCCACCCACUCCUGCCAGACGGGGCGGCCGAAGAGUCGGGGCAGCAGCAGGCGCCAAGGGAAGGAGAGGGGGCAGGAGCGGUGCCACAACGACACUGGAAGACCCUGCCAUCUCCGCCAAUGCGGGAGCAGAGACAGGAACAGAAGGAGAAGCAGAAGGAGAGCCUUCUGCAGGUGGAAGCAGGGCUAUACAGCAGGCUGGACAGGAGGACGGUGAGGAGACUACAGUGGCUGCGGUCGUUGCCCGAGCAGAUGCGGAGGCUGCUGCUGCCACUCGAGCUGCGAAGCGGCAGCGUGGUGCAGCGAGGAAAAAGUGAUCUUGAGCGAUCCUCACAUACGUCGGUGAAAGGCAUACAAUGACGAUUGUCUUCAUUGACCAUGCGUUAUCCAUACCAUAAUUCAACAAAGACUCCGUUAGACGAACAUCUUCUCCAUCCCCAGCUCAACGAAAGUAGUUCAGCCUGACCCUGCCCUGCCCUGCCCUGCCCUUUUCCCUCCAUUCAUUCCCUCUCGCGUAAAGCUCCUUGCAAAGCUUCUCUAUUUCACG